Messenger RNA from Manihot esculenta (cassava), 2114 nucleotides. RefSeq names its product protein TolB homolog. The record is from RefSeq and is a predicted model, not a curated record. NCBI's taxonomy places the organism in Eukaryota, Viridiplantae, Streptophyta, Magnoliopsida, Malpighiales, Euphorbiaceae. The transcript has 3 exons. Bases 769 to 1623 code for a protein of 284 amino acids.
UCACAUGCUGGCGAACACUUUUCCUGGUCACGCCUCAUUAGGAAUCUCUGACGAGGCUUGUUUUCUGUGCAUCACGCCUCGUCAGGAAUCUCUGACGAGGCUUGUUUUUUGUGCAUGUUCGCCAUCUUAGAUGGUGAACAUGCCACGCAGCAGAAUUGUUCGCCACUUAAAGUGGCGAACAAUUCUUUACGCCAGGCUGGCGGCCACGGGAACCGUUCUUGGCGGCCACGGGAGCAGAUUGCACUGCUCCCGUGGCUUGAAAGUGCCGAACAAGUUCAGCAAAGGAGAGUUCGACACCCCUUCGACACCCCUUGUUCAGCAAAUUCCAUCGGCAGUCAGCCUGUCGAACAGGGUCCGUUGACACACAGAAUCCGAAAAUAUUUUCGAAUCCUGCGUGUUUUUUAAAAUAUUUCUCCAUUUUUGCAUGAUUUGAAAAAUUGCUGAUGGAAUUGAUGCAAUAACUCUGGCAGCCAUCAACGACAGCAAAGUGGCGGUGGCAACUAUCCGUCAGAAAUCAAGCUUCACUGACAUUCGUGUAGAAGCACAGUAUCGACAUAUUGAGAUUUUUGAUUUAGCUUCAUCCAAACAACCUGUAAAAAUCACUCAAAUAACGAGACCAAAGGCCGAUCAUUUCAACCCCUUCGUGGUAGAUGGUGGGAAGCGCAUAGGUUACCAUCGUUGCAAAAGCGAAGCUCUCAAGGUAUUUACUAACAAACAAAUGAGUUCCCUCUGAGUUUGAGAAAUUAUUAAGAUUGUUAAUUGCGCAGCAUGGAGACGAUAUCGAAAGAAAUUUUCACAAGCUCCAGUCUCCAGUCUCCGCAACGAGAUGUAGGACUCUUUAGAGUGUCGGGUGUAUUUCCAACAUUUUCCAAGGAUGGCUCCAAGCUUGCAUUCGUUGAUAAUGAGUUCAAAGCUGUGUGGGUAGCUGAUAAACAAGGAUUGCGCAUAGUCUACGAGACAAAAGGCCAUGAUCACCACAUCUUCUCACCUGUAUGGAAUCAAGAUCCACAAAAAGAUAUAUUGUAUGUAUGCGUGGGACCUUCUUUCAAUGCUGGCGAAAUAUUGGAUAUUUGUGCCAUUCCUAAUGUGUCUAGCGGUGCACGACAGCGUCGAAAGCUCACCAAUGGAUUCAACAAUGCCUUCCCUUCUACUAGUCCAGACGGGAAGAAGUUAGUUUUUCGAUCUACAAGAGAUGGAGGAAAUAAGAAAUACAAGAAUCUAUACAUAAUAGAGGAUGCAGAAGUGGGAGAAUAUGGGAAUGGCAAAAUAACCAGGCUAACAAAUGGGCCUUGGACUGAUACACAUUGUCAAUGGUCUCCAACAAAUGAUUGGAUAGUGUUCUCAUCAACCCGUGAUAAGCCUAAAGAUGCACCAGAAACCGAUAACGGACUUGACCCAGGAUACUUUGCAGUCUUUCUAGUGAAGGCGAAUGAUCCAUCAGUUGUGAUAAGAGUGAUAAGAAGUGGAGAUGAUCUUGCAGAGCAUGUAAAUCAUCCAUUCUUUAGUCCGGAUGGAAAGAGCAUUGCAGUAACUGCAAAUGAUUGCAUAGUAUUCUGUCGAUCCAAUUUCUUUACCUCUUUUCUUGCAUUCUGUGAGACCAUAUGGAGAUAUCUUCACUGUUGAUAUAGAUCCAAAUAAUAUAAAUAAAAACAAGGAUGUGAAGAAGUUCAAUCGCAUCACCCAUAGCAAAUAUGAGAAUUCCACUCCUAGUUGGACUAUGUUUGCAACUGCGGAUCCGAAUAUUACAUGGAACUUGCUUUUAAGGGAUCGCUACACCCCUUUAUGCCCUUAUGCAUAUCCUGAUGGAGGUGAAAGCUGGCAUAUGACUGGUCAUCUUUGCAUCCCAAAAAGAUGUUGUUGAUUGCUUUUAUGUCCUAUGUAUUGUUUUCAUAUAGUAUAUGUUUUUAUUACUAUUCUAAUAAUUGUCGACCUACAUUUACAAAACUACAUACUUGUUUUAUACAUGAUUUGUUGUAUUUAAAUAAAGUUUAUGAAUUGCUCUCGAAUAUUUCCAUUAUGGGUUGAUUCUAUCAUACUCUAAUUACUAUUCUAAUAAUUGGACAUUGAUACCUUUGUUGGUAACUUUUAGCAAUAGCUUUAGAAUGUCAUCACUA